Molecule: messenger RNA, 2943 nt
Organism: Osmia bicornis bicornis
Lineage: Eukaryota; Metazoa; Arthropoda; Insecta; Hymenoptera; Megachilidae
Gene: Tsp26A
Product: tetraspanin-5
Exons: 10
Coding region: 1623-2579 (318 amino acids)
Biological process (GO): protein maturation; protein localization to plasma membrane
Cellular component (GO): membrane
Source: RefSeq, a predicted model, not a curated record
UCAGGGCGAAGAUGCGCACUGGAGAUGCGCGAAGAACGAAAACUGGUCUUUCCGCAGUUAUGGACUCUGGUGAACUCCGCUGUAUGUAUUGACUGUACAGUAUUCUUGUACUACCCUUGUAAGAAUCAAACUUCCUAAUUGUCCACUUUAAUUAAAAUGGCCCUUUCACAUAAUGUACGAAGUUCUUCGUGAGUAACUGUUUACAUUCCUAUUAGCACGCGUCUGGCUAUGGUUAUGUUUACGGUUAUAGCUGUUGAGCAACUGAAAGUCGAUAUUACGUUAGUAAGAAUUUAUUUCUCAUUCAGGCCAAUUAAAAGUGUACAAUUAUGUAGUGAAUAGCGGAAUUAUAGUUUCACUUUCAUAGCUGGUAAUUCUAACGCGAGACUAAGGCUGAAAGUUUCAAAGCUUUGCAAUUAGCACAAGGAAACAUACUAAAAAUAUUAUAAAUUAUUUAUUACACGGAAUGGCAUUUCUUAUUAUUGCUAAUAGUAAGAAAGGAUAUACAAGUUUCUUAAUCCUUGAACAAAGUUAAUUUAAAAUUAAAUGUAUAAUUCUAAGCGCAAGAGAUUGUCUACAUCGACAACAAAAGGCGAUGAAAAAGUGGUACUUUGUCACUUGCUCCUUCCAUCGGAUCGAAUGAUCACAGUGGAACGCUACAAACAGCAAUUGAAUUAUUUGAACAAGACACUUCGAGAGAAAUCUUCAACUUGUGCAACGAACCGACGCAAAAACGUUUUGCUCCAUAUAAUGCGAAGCCCUAUGUUGCUUCUCCAAUCGAGCAAACACUUCUUGAUCUUGAAAAUUCAAAAAUUCUAGAAUUGCAAAAUUCUAAAAUGUUAAAAUGCUAAAAUUUCAAGAACCAAAAUUUCCAAAUUCUGAGAUCCUAACAUCUUCUCCCAAUGUCUUAUACUUUAUUUCAUAAAAACCACUAAUGCCAUACUUUCCACCUAUUUUAUAAAUUUUCCUUUCCUCCAUUUAAUCAACACCCUAAUUAAACUCUAAAAGGAUUAAACAACAGACCACCCUAUCGACAAAAGAUUGUCGAUAAAUCAUUUAACGCAAGGAUUCAUCGAUGAGGAGAAUCAAAGGAAAAGGGCGACGGGAAUAGUCGCGAUGGUGGGGGGAGACAUCGAGCGUCGGAGGGGUGAGCGCGCGCGGUACGCGGUGGUGGGGGGAAUCGGAGGGCAAAUGGAAAGUCUGACUCCGACCCGCUGGCAGUCUCGUUGAUCCAGCCACGGGUAGUAUGCGCCGGUGACGUGACAAUGGCGGUACUUGUAAUUGCGGUACGGUGCGUUAUUGUGAUCAGCUGAUCAACCGAGCUUGUCAGUGGUACCGGAAGUGUCCGAUUCUAAGGACACGCGAAUCGAAUAAAUAAUUCGAAGAGCAGAGGCUCCGAAUCGACGUUUCGUCUCGCAUCGUCGUUCGCGAAAGAGAAAUUCGUGAAAAGAAAAGAAAAUUCCAUUUCGGGAGAUAUGUCGCGCUCGUGAUCCUCUUUCGUUCGCCAGGCGUCGGUGUUAUCCUUCGCUUUUUUCUGUGAAUAUUGUGUUUUGCCAUUUUCGCGGCUGUGUUGUGUGCACGUAUGCGUGAGAUUCGCACGAGAGAUAGAUAAAUGUGUGUUAGCCAUGCCUGCCGUGCGGAAAUACAGAAGGGAUACCAGUGAAGUGAGCUGCUGUCUCAAGUAUGUGAUCUUUGGAUUUAAUGUCAUGUUUUGGUGGCUGGGUUUGGGCAUUAUGGCUGUGGGUGUCUGGGCAUGGACCGAAAAGGACACAUUUAAUAAUUUAUCCCGCCUCACAAACGUCGCCCUCGACCCAGCAUUUAUUCUCAUUCUAGUCGGUACAGUGACAUUUAUCAUCGGAUUUACCGGGUGUGUCGGUGCACUCAGGGAAAAUACGUGCCUCCUAGCUGCGUAUGCGAUAUUCCUGGCCCUACUGCUACUAAUGGAGAUAGCGGUCGGUGUGUUAGGCUUCGUCUUUAAAGACUGGAUAAAGUCACAAGCUACUGGUGGCUUCCAAGCGUUUAUCAUUCACUACAGGGAAGACCCUGAUCAACAGAAUCUUAUUGAUUGGAUUCAAGAAGAUUGGUUGCAGUGCUGUGGCAUCGAGGGCCCUAAAGACUGGGAUCGCAAUAAUUAUUUCAAUUGUUCGUCGAGCGAUAUUGGCUCGAGGGAAGCGUGCGGCGUGCCUUUUAGCUGUUGUAAACGAAAGCCAAAUGAGAUUAUUAAGAACAAACAGUGUGGUUACGAUGUUAGGAAGCCUAGCUACACAGGAGAGAGGAGUAUAUACGAGAGAGGUUGUCUAAGGGCGGGCGAAGAGUGGCUAGAAUUGAAUCUCGUACCUGUCGCUGGUACCGUUGUCAGCACUAUGGUUCUACAGCCAAUCGCCUUUGUUUUACAGAACUUUGAGGUUGCCAAAGUGAUUUAUGAGAAAGGUUGUAUUCAAGCUGGGGAGGAAUGGGUUCAACGAAAUCUUCUUUCAAUUGCCACUGGCGCAGUUGGUACGGCAUUUGCACAGAUUCUGGGAAUCUGCUUCGCGCAAAAUCUGCGAGCCGACAUAUUCGCACAAAAGGCGAAGUGGCAUUGACAAUUCAGGGCCCCCACGGCGGUCUAGCAUCUAAUCAUCAUAGAUGCUAAUCGUUCACGUUGAUCGAUCUAAAAAGUUCGUCGAUCUCGAGGAAGAGCCAGAGUUUCGACGAAAGCAUCGACACCAUUCCGAGUAGCAGUAUUCAAGAUGGAAGAACGAAGACAAGGCAGAAUUAAUUUGCAAGAUGGCGCGCUUUCACCAACUUCGGGAAACUGUACGAACGUUUCCAAGGAACUUUGAACCUUCGACUAAGAUCUCGUGAUUUUACCCUUUUAUCAACUGCCAUAACUUUAUGAAAAUCCAUAGUGGUUGCCAUGACUCAUGAAAUUGAUAGAUUUUAUGAUAAAUCGAAACUUUUUAAUAA